CUAAUCGGUACACGAUUACCAAGUGUAGUAGACUUCUUGCGAAUAACUUAUUUCGCUAUGUCAUUGUGUGUGAAUUACUAAAAGCGGUAAAGAAGUAUCCAGAAGGUGGACAAAUCUCCGCGAUGCGUACUGCAAAUCCCGGAAAAAAAUUCAAAACUGUAAAAGAAGUGGUACAGGAGCGUCGACGGUGAAGAAAUAUAUUUUCAAUAAUCAGAUGCAGUUCUUGGAAAAAUGUUAUGACUCGAGAGACACAGAAGAGAGUAUAGACUAUUCUGUCACAACCGAAAUCGACAAUACAGAAUCUAUUCAUGAGAAGCCUGACGAAUAUGAGAAUACUGGAGAAAUUAUUAAGGAGGUUAACGUUCCUGCAAAUAGAAUGAUCAGAAGACGUCGAAAACCAGACGAAGUGGAUACAGCCGUUCUGAAAGCUUCUGAACAACCUCAACAACAACCAGAUACUAACAUGUCUUUUUUUCAUAGCCUGAAGCCGCAUUUAAAACAAUUUGAUGACAGCCAAAUCCUACAAUUCCAAAUAGCAGUCCUUGAAAUCAUUUCUGAAAUUAAAGAAAAAGAAAAGAUGACUCAGGCUCCGGCAUUCCCUACCAUCCCACAACACUGUUGUUCACAUGUGCCUCUUCAUCAGCAAUCACCCAAGCCUCUCUCUCAUCAACAUCAUUCCUCAUUGAGAUGCUGUAUGCAGCAACAUCACCCGUAUAAUUCAUAUCAUUCAUCACAAGAAUGCGGAAUCCAAACCAAUGUGACUCCUAGUUCUACUACUGAACUGUCUCAGUACAACCAACCGAUCUACCAAUCUCUUAAUAUAACUCCAAAAGUAGUCAGUGGCAAUAAACCCAGCAGUUGUACAUCGGGCCAAAUUCUAACGUCAACCCAAACUUCACAACCAGUCAUUAUUUCGGAAACAGCUUCAAAUUAUGAAUGUUUUGAUAAAACGUCGGACGAUAAUACUUCAUUAUCCAUUAUCAGAGUUGAUAGCCCUUUUUCUGAUAAUUCAGAAACCUUCGACUUUGGAAACUAAGUAGUUGAUUUGAAAUUAUAAGCAUGUUUUGUUCUUGAAAAUAAAAAAACUUCGAAAACUCAAAAGAAUACUUUAUCUUAACCCUUUUUGCAUCAUGUCAGUUGAGAAGGAAUGAAUUUAACGAAUUGAAGCUUCUUAAAACUUUGUGAAUUUUGAUAUAUCUAUAGAUAUAUGAAGGAAAGUCUCAUGAUGUUGUUGUCUGCCGAACGGAUUCUCAAACAUUUAUUUGAAG
Molecule: messenger RNA, 1268 nt
Organism: Leptinotarsa decemlineata (Colorado potato beetle)
Lineage: Eukaryota; Metazoa; Arthropoda; Insecta; Coleoptera; Chrysomelidae
Biological process (GO): regulation of transcription by RNA polymerase II
Cellular component (GO): transcription regulator complex; nucleus
Molecular function (GO): DNA binding
Source: RefSeq, a predicted model, not a curated record